AUGGAGGCCCACGUCAUGCUCGACACCCUUGGGUGGGUUUACACCAGCAUCUUCAUCACCUGGAACGUCGUCUUUGUCGCAUGUCUUGUAUUUCUUUGGUUUCAUCGUCAGCACCCCUCUCUUCGCAUACGAAGACUGCCAUUGUUAUUCGCUGGUAUUAUUCCACUGCACGUCUACGGCUCUAUCUGCUGUCUUGCAUACGUAAUUGGCCCUGUCGUCAGUUGCUCCGUAGAGUUCUGGAUGAUGUCCGUCUUGGUGCCAGUGGGCAUGGCAUUGUUCCAUGCUUCCAACAGUCAAUUUCUGCACAUCGCCAGCCGUCAAAAGCAGUUUGCUCGCAUGAGCUCGCUCAAGGACCAUGCGCCAAUCGACGAGAAGGCGGCGCAAGAGGUUGCCAAUAGCCGAUGGCGAAGAAUCGCACAGGGACUUGAGCGCGCUGACAAGAUCAAACGAACACUCAUUUUCAUUGGAAUUGGCAUGGCUUUCCAAUUAGCACUUGUCGUCUUUGUUUUCUUCGCUUCAAGGAAGUUCCACUACAACUACGGUAUCAUCGACUACACGGUCAAAGGCACCGGCAUGGAAGUACGCAUGAACUGCAGCAAAGGGUGGGAGUGGUGGCUAUCGAUUGUAUGGCAGUUCUUCUGGUCUUGGAUAUACGCACCCUGGAUUCUCUUCAAAUCUCGGGGUAUCCGCGAUGUUCACGGUUGGCGUCUGCAGACUAUUUGCUGUUGUCUUGUGGGUCUUCCAGCAUCCCCUCUAUGGCUUGCUGGUCUCUACGCUCCUGAGUUCGGGGUUGUAAACAUGGUCUUUCCCCCACCACUUUGGUUCUCUGUCUGCUUCGGCCUAGUAGAGGUCUUCACAAUUGGAUCUACCAUUCGCGAUGUGCUUCAAGGCAACAAGCUUCGCCAAGAGACACUAGAUGCUAUUGCUGAUUGGGAGGCGCGUCAAGCGGCCAACGACUUGGGCGCAGCUACUGGUGAGGAGCUGAAGAAGAGUCCUAGCGAGUUCUCGGGAUCAACUGCCCUCCAGUCCGUUGGUGAUUCUAGCUUCAGCAAACAGUCGUUUGAUUCGAAGUCAGACAUCUUGACGAUGACUGCUUUGGAGAACGCUCUCCGAACCAACCCUAUGCCACUCCUUGAGUUUGCUGCAUUGAAGGAUUUCUCUGGCGAAAACGUCAGCUUCCUUACCCAUGUGGCAGAUUGGCGACGCCAAUGGUUUUCGCAUAAAUCAUCGACCGCGGAGCACAACCGCAAUCAAUUUGUGGCUGCUGUCCGCAUCUACGCUCAUUUCAUCUCUCUCGAAUUUUCAGAGUUUCCUAUCAACAUUUCUUCCAAGGAGAUGAAGCGACUUCAUCAUGUCUUUGUAGAAGCUGCUGUUGCACUAUUUGGUCGUCGCCGAAACUCCCAUUCAUCAUCGUCAAGCGGCGACGCGACACCUUUCGACAAUGUUUAUCCAGACGACGCUUCUGAUAUGCCUAUUCACGACAAGAGCGCAAACAAUUCUAUCAAGGAACUCAAGGGCGCAAUCAGCCUUGACAACCUUGGACGCUGGCUCGAUGGCACGCUGGCCGACAUCAAGAUUCCAGACAACUUCAACGAGAUGGUUUUCGAUUCUGCCGAGAAAGAAAUCAAGUACCUUGUCCUCACAAAUACCUGGCCCAAGUUUGUACAGGUUUCACGCGCAAACAGCGAGAUGAGCAAAGAGGAUCCGGAGAAGGGUAACAAUGCCUGGAUGCACAGGUUUUUAUGUCAUCACCCUUGA
Messenger RNA from Bipolaris victoriae FI3, 1758 nucleotides. RefSeq lists its product as hypothetical. NCBI's taxonomy places the organism in Eukaryota, Fungi, Ascomycota, Dothideomycetes, Pleosporales, Pleosporaceae. The coding region runs from base 1 to 1758 and encodes 585 amino acids. The record is from RefSeq and is a predicted model, not a curated record. The transcript has 7 exons.